Molecule: messenger RNA, 1767 nt
Organism: Exophiala oligosperma
Lineage: Eukaryota; Fungi; Ascomycota; Eurotiomycetes; Chaetothyriales; Herpotrichiellaceae
Exons: 3
Coding region: 1-1767 (588 amino acids)
Biological process (GO): ketone body catabolic process
Molecular function (GO): succinyl-CoA:3-oxo-acid CoA-transferase activity
Source: RefSeq, a predicted model, not a curated record
AUGUCUGUCGUACCGGAGUUCUACGCUCCUAGGACAUUUGCGAGAUUAGCCAAAUCAACAAACACUCUCAAAGUUACUACUACUACGCCAUGGAAUAUACAGAUAUACCCAAAAAACACGUCAAGUCGUCACCGUCGGUCAUUCAAUACCAGACAAUAUCUCGGACGGCAACAGCAGCAGCCGUCUCAAACUAAUGACACACGACAACCGAGUCCGAAACAUACAUCCAAAGUAUUCAAAAGUGCCGACGACGCUGUGGCCGAUAUCAAAGAUGGUACAACCAUUCUAAGUGCAGGGUUUGGAUUGAGUGGUGUCGCAGAAACCUUGAUCGACGCCAUCCGCAAAAAGGGUAUACGCGACUUGACCGUGGUUUCCAACAACGCCGGGGCGGGAGAGUACGGUCUGGCCAAACUCACGUCCACCGGGCAAAUCUCCCGGAUGAUCGUGUCGUUCAUCGGCAACAACAGAUCCCUGGGUCAACAGUACCACGACGGCCGGGUGGCCAUCGAACUCUGCCCGCAGGGGACCAUCGCCGAACGCCUCCGGGCCGCGGGGGCCGGCAUCCCCGCCUUCUUCACCGGCACGGGGACCAGCACCCUCAUCGAGACCGGGGAGAUCCCCAUCCGGGUCGGACCCAGGGACCCCGCCACCGGCAAGCACGCCGUCCUGGAGCCCGGCCGACCCCGCGAGACUCGAAUCUUCGGCGGCCGGAGGUACCUCAUGGAGACGGCCCUCGGGGGGGACGUGGCCAUCGUCCGGGCCUGGAAGGUCGACGAGGCCGGGAACUGCGUCUUCCGGAGCACCACAAAGACCUACGGGGUGCUCAUGCCCAAGGCCGCCCGCCUGGCCAUCGUGGAGGCCGAAAAUAUCGUCCCCGUCGGGUCCCUGGACCCCGACCAGGUCGACCUGCCGAGCAUCUACAUCGACCGUAUAUGCCCCGCCACGAGCGACAAACACAUCGAGAAGCUCGUGCUCGCCCCGUCGUCCGAAUCAGACCCGGCCGGGGUCAAUGAGCCCGACGGCGGCGAGGCCGCCGCGCGUAACCGCAUCGCCCGCCGAGCCGCCCUCGAGUUCAAGGACGGCAUGUACGUCAACCUGGGGGUCGGGAUCCCCACGCUCGCCCCCAGUUUCUUGCCGGCCUCCACGAAGGUCUGGCUGCAGUCGGAGAACGGCGUGAUCGGGAUGGGCCCCUACCCGCGCACCCGGGGCGAGGCCGACCCCGACACGAUCAACGCCGGCAAGGAGUCCAUCACCCUCGUCCCCGGGGCGAGCACCUUUGACAGCGCCGAGAGCUUCGGCAUGAUCCGCGGCGGCCACAUCGACGUCUCCCUGCUGGGGGCCCUCCAGGUCGGCGCCGGCGGCGACCUGGCCAACUACAUCAUCCCCGGGAAGGCCUUCAACGGCAUGGGCGGCGCCAUGGACCUCGUGAGCGACCCGGACCGCACCAAGGUCGUCGUCUGCACCUACCACUCCGACAAGGACGGCCGGAGCAAGAUCGUGGACCGCUGCGACCUGCCGCUCACCGGCAAGAACGUCGUGUCCACCAUCAUCACCGAACUGGGGGUCUUCCAGGUCGACCGGAAAGGCGGUCGGGGCCUGACCCUCACCGAGACGGCCAGAGGCGUCAGCGUCGAAGAGAUCAGGAAGAGGACCGCGGCCACUUUCACCGUCGCCCAAGACCUCGGCACGAUGGAAGUGUAUAUUGACAAUCGCCGACUUAUGGCCAACAUGAACCAGAGACAGCCGACAUACAGCACGAAUCGGUGA